Molecule: messenger RNA, 525 nt
Organism: Pseudogymnoascus verrucosus
Lineage: Eukaryota; Fungi; Ascomycota; Leotiomycetes; Thelebolales; Thelebolaceae
Exons: 2
Coding region: 1-525 (174 amino acids)
Source: RefSeq, a predicted model, not a curated record
AUGUUUUUCCCACUUGCAACUCGUGCUCAAGCCGUUACCCUGAAAAAUUGUGGCUACAGUUUCGAGAAUAUCGAGAAGUUGACCGGCAUCAAGAAGAAACAGCUCCAGUACAUAAUCAGCGAGGCUAAGAAACGCGGGUACAACCCAGAAGUCAGCCCGACACUCAAAGACAAGUAUUUCCACGACGGACGUCCCGACAGGCCAACGAAGCUUUCAAAGGAGCAGAUAGAGGCUUUAAUCGCCGUAUCAAAACCAUUUGAAGGGGUGCCAAGGAAGACGAAUGCGGUACUGGCCCAGGAGUUUGGUGUCUCAGCUCGAACUAUCCAUCCUCUUGCCACCGGCUCUGAGGACCAAAGUGAAGAGGAAGGUGACGUUGACAUGACCACGACGUCAAGCACAGCUGACCAAACCACCUUCGGCGACUCACUGUUGGAUCAGUUGCAGGCGGCAGUGACUGGCGAAGAAUACGCAACACCAAAUUAUCCCCCGGCUACUUUUAAUUAUACGCCAUUAUCACAGCAAUAG